AUGCCCGAGGAGGAGCCGUCCCUGAAUAUAUCCUCGUUGCUGACGCUCGCCGUCGUGUCGUUUUUCGUCAUCCGAUGGUUCCUCAAGCGUGACGGCGAUGGAAGUGAUGGAAGCGGUCGCAGCCGUGCGCGCGGAGUCAUCGACCCAGCACAAGUGGAACAAAUAUCCCAGAUGUUCCCUCAGCUAAGCACACGCGACAUCAUGUGGGACUUGCAGCGCAAUGGUGGCAACGUCGCAGCAACCACCGAACGCAUCCUGACAGGCCGAGGACUGGAGACACCGCCACCUUCCUUCCAACCUCAGGUCGCCAUCCCUCAGGCCAGCGCGCCAGCACAAACUGCCGCCGCCUCCGCGGCGUCGAAAUCGGAAGGUCAGGACCUGAUUUCGCGGUACAACCUUAGCGGUAAAGUCGCCACCGAGGGCGCUGAGACCACCCAGUCGUCUCCUUCGUCUGGCUGGUCACAGAACAAGGAGGAACGUCAGCGUAUACUCCAGAAACGGAGGGAUGAUAUGAUUCUGGCGGCGAGGAAGCGAAUGGAGCAGAAGGUCCGCGAGAGUGCGUGA
This is a messenger RNA of Aspergillus oryzae RIB40, 564 nucleotides long. Its product is annotated as CUE domain-containing protein. Gene Ontology annotation, molecular function: ubiquitin binding. Bases 1 to 564 code for a protein of 187 amino acids. Lineage: Eukaryota; Fungi; Ascomycota; Eurotiomycetes; Eurotiales; Aspergillaceae. The transcript is spliced from 2 exons. The record is from RefSeq and is a predicted model, not a curated record.